UCCUUGAUAAACUGCUCUCUUGUUCUCUUUAUGUUCUUCAAUUUUUUCCAACCCUUUGUUCAUCCACUUUCCUUCAGCAUCAAUGAAUUUGGUCGAGAUGCAAACAACAUACUCUAUGAAGGUGAUGCCGUGCCUACUUCAGGAGUGAUUGAACUCAGCACGACCACAGCCACAGAUCUACAGGAUAUAUAUUGCCGCACUGGCCGGGCUACGUAUGCGGAACCUUUGCACUUAUGGGACUCUGAUAAACUUGCAGACUUCACUACUAAUUUCUCUUUCAUUAUCGACACUGUUCAUAAUGAUACCAACAUUGGUGAUGGACUUGUGUUUUUCCUUGCCCCUGUUCACUAUCCAAUUCCACCAAACUCUGCUGGUGGUGAUCUAGGAUUAUUAAACACCACUACUCGUUUUGACAAAGCAUCCCAAAACCAAAUUGUAAUGGUUGAGUUUGACACUUCGCCAAACUCAUGGGAUCCACUCUGGCCACACGUUGGGAUCAAUAUCAAUACCAUCUCCUCAGUUGUUAAUGCCCGUUGGGAUGCUCUCGGCAACAGUGGGAAGAAGGCUCACGUACAGAUAACUUACAGUGCUACCACCAAGAACCUCACUGUGUUUUGGACAUAUGAGGAAUAUACUGAUGUGGCCAUCACUUCGCUUUCUUACCCUAUUGACCUGAGAAAAGUUCUCCCAGAGUGGGUUACAAUUGGAUUUUCUACUGCCAAUGGGUGUGCCCGAGAGCGGAAUGCUAUAUAUACAUGGGAUUUCAGAUCAAACUCAAAGGAGUUAAGUACCAAAAAGGAGAGGAGGUUAUUCUGGAUUGGAGCCGUUGCAGUUUCUGUCUUCAUUUUGAUUCUUGGUGUAGCCACAUGCUGGUUGGUGGUAAAGAGGCAGAAAAACAGGAUUGAUGAACAUGGAAAUGACUCCAAUUCAGCAGCCUCUACAGAUCUUGUGUGGCAAGCCUUGCCAAGACGAUUUUCUUACGAAGAAUUAGUUGCAGCCACCAAUGACUUUGCAAACGACAGAAGGCUAGGCCAAGGAGGGUCAGGGAAAGUUUAUAAAGGAAUCAUACAAGAUCUAGGCUGCACAGUUGCUGUGAAGAGAAUCGUCCCAGAAUCCGAGCACUAUGAGAAAGUCUUCAUCAACGAAGUGAAAAUAAUAAGCCGCUUAAUACACAGGAACCUGGUGCAAUUCAUUGGAUGGUGUCAUGAGCAAGGCGAGUGCUUACUUGUUUAUGCAUACAUGCUGAACAGCAGCCUUGACACGCAUCUAUUCGGCUCUAGAAUAACCUUGCAAUGGGAUUUGAGGUACAAGAUAGCUUUAGACUUGGCCACAGCCGUUCAUUACCUACAUGAAGAUGCAGAGACGUGUGUCCUGCAUAGGGAUAUCAAAUCAGCUAACAUAUUGUUGGACUACGAUUUCAAGACUAAGCUUGGUGAUUUUGGGAUUGCUAAGCUCGUGGAUCCGCAGUUCAGGACUCAGACAACAGGAGUGGUAGGGACUUUUGGUUACAUAGCCCCAGAAUAUGCAAAUGGAGGUAGGGCUAGUAAAGAGUCAGACAUGUAUAGUUUUGGAGUUGUGGCCUUGGAACUUGCAUGUGGAAGGAGGACUUAUCAGGAUGGAGAAUUCCACGUGCCGCUUUUCAGGUGGGUUUGGCAGCUGUACCUUGCCGGAAAUCUGCUCUCUGCAGCUGAUGAGAGAUUGGAUAUGAAUUUUGUUCCAAAUGAAAUGGAAUGCUUGUUAAUUGUGGGAUUAUGGUGUACUCAUCCCAACAACAAAGAAAGACCAAAAGCAGGGCAAGUGAUGAGGGUUCUUCAGCUUGAAGCACCAUUGCCUCAACUUCCAAAAGACUUGCAUGAUUAACUUCUAGUUUCGAAACUGUGGGUCGUUAAAGUAGUACACCAAACAACUUCAAGGGCAAAUAGAUGAAGUUAAACGUAGGGAUGUUCAUUUCAGUGUUAAUUCUUCUUAUUUAGGAAGGGGGGAAAUAUGUGUGUGGCUGAGGGUGUUAUCUGGAUUUGGUGGACAUCAGUUUAC
Messenger RNA from Prunus mume (Japanese apricot), 2034 nucleotides. The record is from RefSeq and is a predicted model, not a curated record. NCBI's taxonomy places the organism in Eukaryota, Viridiplantae, Streptophyta, Magnoliopsida, Rosales, Rosaceae.